AGGCCUUUCAUGUUCGGUGCCGUUCUAUUCUCUAACACGAAUCGCUCAAUUAAGCGCAGUCGCAUUACGCAAUAGAGACCAUAAUAAUAGCUAUAGCCAAUCAGGUCGUUCAAAAUGAGUGGAAAAAUCAAGAGCCUGAGUGAUCAGCAGCUUUUUUGGCAAACCCUUUUUGAAACCAAACAAUUGGCUGCCCAGCUGGCCUCCUUGGCCACGAACCACGUGGAUGGCGUCACCUACGACGACCUGCCCCAGUACGGAAAAGUGCACGUCGUGGCUCAAUCUGGCUCAAAUUUAGGCGACAAUUUUCAGAGCGACACGUUCAUUGUGACUGCGCGGCUCUUGCGAGGCCAGUCCGAAGAGCCAAUCCAUGUCUUGAGUACUUUCAUCAAGGUGCUGCCAUCGAAUUUCUUGCUCCGCAAAUCGGCUUACGAAUCUCGCGUCCAUCACCGUGAGGUCAACAUGUACCACCACUUGUUCGCUCUGCUGCGCGAAAUGCACGCCGACCAGCCGAUUCCGUUGGAUGUUCCAGACUGUUACUACACCCAUCUGGAGGAGGUUGUCAAGGGCGAGACGGACGGAUCGGGCACUUGCAUUUUACUGGAGGAUCUCAAGUCGGAGAAUUAUCGGAUGGCGGAUAAAAUCCGAGGAGCCGAUUAUCGGCACUGUCACGCGGCGUUGACGUCGUUGGCUCACUAUCACGCCCUCACUCUGAGCGCUGUCAGAAAAUGGAAAGAUCCGUCCACGGGACAGUUGUCCAAUAUGCCACCUGUGGCGAAAUUCGUUUUGGAAGAGAAAUCCAUGUACGACGCAGGAAUCAUUAAAAUCCUCCAAGGCUUUUCCGUCUCUAUCGUCAAUUUUGCCAAAGAAAUGGGCACACCUGAUGUAGUUGACUGGCUGGCAAACAUACAGCAACGAAUGCCGGAAAUCGUUUUAAUCGACAAUCUGGAGAGCAGUGGUCCACUAGCUUGCAUUCUUCACGGGGAUUUUUGGAACAACAACAUGCUGUUCAAAUACGCAGAGCAGCCGCGUCACGAGCAAAAGGAAGAUGGGACAAAUAACGGAAGUGGUGCAUCAGCAAACGUCCCUGUUUCGCUGAGAAUGCUCGAUUUUCAACUUUCGAGGAUCGGCCACCCGAUCAGCGACGUCCUUUACUUCAUGUACACGAGCACCAUGCCGGAGUUGAGAGAGCGACACAUGCUCGUCUUGCUGCGUUAUUAUUUCGAUAUACUAACGACUGAUCUGAGGUUGCUCGGCAUUUCAUUGGACAACUACACCUGGCAAGACUUUUUGCAAGAUUACAAGCAAAGGUCGCUGAUGUGGAUGCUGACGGGCGUCAUGAUCCUCUCCAUGACUCAAAAUAAGAAGGUUGUGACCAGUUUACAAGAUUUGGAUGCAGAGGAACAACUGAAAGAGCCCAAACCAGUGAAUGCAGAGACGGAAGUGGAACCGGUCAAGGGCGAAAGCGGAAUGAGCCUCGAAAUGGAGGAAAUGUACAAGAACAUGAUGGCGACGUAUGUACUGAGUGACAGUCCGGCUCUGUCUGACCGAAUCCUUAAACUGAUCCUGGAAGUCAAGGCCUUAAAUCAUCCUUAAGAAACGUCUGCAGUUUUAUUCAUUCCAGGUCGGUUCUGCCGGGUUCUGCAUGAAACGAAACUAAAUAUGACGACCGAGCUAAAUUCAAGAGCAAUUUCGACAUUUUGACCUAGAAGGUUUCGUUUACAUUUUGUUUUGCCGGUCUACGUGCCGAAUACAAAACUUUGGCUAGUUAGCCUAAAUGCGACCAUA
Messenger RNA from Daphnia magna, 1785 nucleotides. RefSeq lists its product as uncharacterized. The record is from RefSeq and is a predicted model, not a curated record. Lineage: Eukaryota; Metazoa; Arthropoda; Branchiopoda; Diplostraca; Daphniidae. The transcript is spliced from 4 exons. Bases 115 to 1593 code for a protein of 492 amino acids.